AAAAAAACUUGCGGGGAUAGUGGUUUUAUCGCAGGUGGAAAUAUUGUAAAUAUUUCGAAAAGAAACCAAUAGUUUGUCUAAUAAUCAAUCCAAAAUACAACAAUGGAUGACCAAGGAAGGAAAGUCAUUGUUUGCGACAACGGCACAGGUUUCGUAAAAUGUGGAUACGCUGGCAGCAACUUCCCCGCGUUCAUAUUCCCGUCGAUGGUAGGCAGGCCUAUCAUCAGAGCGGAGAACAAAAUCGGAGAUAUUGAUGUUAAGGAUAUUUGUAUUGGAGACUUAAUGGUAGGAGAUGAAGCCUCCCAGCUCAGAUCCAUGCUGGAAGUCAGCUACCCCAUGGAGAAUGGGGUGGUACGCAACUGGGAGGACAUGUGCCACGUGUGGGACUACACCUUCGGGCCGAGCAAGAUGAACGUGGACCCGCACGAGACCAAGAUCCUGCUUACCGAACCGCCCAUGAACCCCACUAAGAACAGGGAGAAGAUGAUUGAGGUGAUGUUCGAGAAAUACGGUUUCGACAGCGCGUACAUAGCCAUACAGGCGGUGCUCACUCUGUAUGCCCAGGGACUUAUAUCUGGCGUGGUGGUGGAUUCAGGCGACGGCGUGACGCACAUUUGCCCUGUGUACGAGGAGUUCGCUCUCCCGCAUCUAACCAGGAGGUUAGACAUCGCGGGCCGGGACAUCACUAGAUACCUUAUCAAGCUGCUCCUACUCCGUGGUUACGCCUUCAACCACUCAGCGGACUUCGAGACAGUCCGCAUGAUGAAGGAGAAGUUAUGCUACAUCGGCUACAACAUCGAACAGGAGCAGAAGCUCGCGUGGGAGACCACGGUGCUGGUCGAACCGUAUGUGCUGCCUGACGGGCGGGUGAUCAAAGUGGGAGGCGAACGCUUCGAGGCUCCCGAGGCGUUAUUCCAGCCGCAUCUCAUCAAUGUAGAGGGACAGGGCAUCGCCGAGCUCGUCUUCAACACCAUACAGGCGGCCGACAUAGACAUGCGCAACGAGUUAUACAAGCAUAUAGUCCUAUCCGGGGGCUCCACCAUGUAUCCCGGGCUCCCGUCGCGGCUCGAGCGAGAGAUCAAACAACUGUACCUCGAGCGAGUCCUGCGCAACGACUGCGACAAGCUCGCCAAAUUCAAGAUCCGCAUUGAGGACCCGCCUCGGCGUAAGGACAUGGUGUUCAUCGGAGGCGCAGUCCUGGCCGAGGUCUGCAAGAACCGGGACAACUUCUGGCUGUCGCGGAACGAGUACCAGGAACAGGGUCUUGCCUGCCUAAGGAAGCUCGGGCCUAGAGCGAGUUAAUGACAAAUACUUGUAAAUAUAACCAAAUCAUUUAUUAAUCAUUUCCAUUUUAUGUAACGAUGAGAACUGUAUUACUUUAAGUUUAAUUCUUAGACAUAAUUUGAAUUAUAGCGUAUAACUGCCAAAAUAAAAUGUUCGUCAUACUGUGUCACAAUAUAAAUAUAUUAGCAAAAGGACACUUAGUUAAAUGUAGAGAAAUGUAUGGAGAAUACUAAAAUAUCACAUAACAAUAAAAGACAAGUCAACAGUUAGAUUUUUACUAUGAAAUUCACUUACACUAAAAGUAAAUUUAAAUAAUACUAUAGAUUGACUGCGUUUUUGGCGACACUGAAAUUAAAACCAGAUUUUGGAGACUAAAAUAAUUGAUAUUUAAUUACUACCAAACCAUUAUUUUAGUCCUUCAACCCGUUUCAAUUUACUGCGAAAUAAGAUUUCAAUGAGGGCUAUCGUUUUUAUACUCAACAGUUGGCACCCCUGGCGAUUGACAGGACCUUACUCUACAGUGGCGCCAUCUUGAUGAGUGCAAAUGCGAUAGUCCGCCUACCACUUUAGCGCUCACCAGUUGGUGCCACUGUCUUCGCUACUAGCAAGUGACAGGACCUUUCUCUACAGUGGCGCCAACUGGUGAGCGCUAAAACGAUAGCCCUCAUUGAUUUAAAAUCUAUGAAAUUAUAGUUCUUGAGCUAAAUUUAGUCAGUGCCUGAGAUAUGGAGCGGCACGGGACGGGGGACAACUGACAUUGACAUAAAUUUUGACGUGAUAGCGCAUUGGUUCCUAAAGUGGGGGGCGCGCCGCCCAGGGGAGACGCAAAGACCUUUAAAGGGGGGCGCGGGCCAUCCGUGUACUUAAGUAUAAAAAACAUGCGACCGCUGAGCAGGGUUCGAAAGGAUAACUAUCGUGAUAAUAACAGAUGGAUAAUUAUCGGUUGAUAAUAACAAAAAUAUGCGCUCAUGAAAAUGAAUUGUAUUUGAAGUUUCCGAACGUGUAUUUCCGCACUUGCGUCUAGUGGUGGGCGUUAAUCAACAUAGAUAGUUAUAAAACCUAUCUAUUUAGCUACAAAAUGAUCACUAGUUGCUAGCGUCAAAAUAUUUAUCUAUUUUCUAAGCAUUAUGCGACUAGCGAGCGAUGGAUAACCUGACAACAAUCAGCAACCAAAAACAUAAAGUAACAUUUCUUAUAAAACAAAAUGACAAAUGUAUCUUAUACUGUUGAUAAUUAUCCGAUAAUUAUCAUGAAGCAUAAUUAUCUUGAUAAUUUCGAACCCUGCCGCUGAGAGAAUGCAUUCCAGACAGCUCGAUACGACCAAUAAAUAAUCUUGAUUUGAGGAUUUUUUGUAUGGUCGAAAGGGGGCGCGUCUCAAAUAAGUUUGGGAACUAAUGUGAUAGAGCAUCAAAUUUGAAUACCUAUCCUACCUACCUAUAGUCAAAUGAGUUGGUAAAUAAGUGACGUCACUGGUCACCUAUAAAAGUUAUGUCAAUUGAAUGUCAAAUACUCAAUAUUUUGGGUAGUUAUUCUUAAUUAGUUUAGUUCUUCAAAAUUCCGGUAGUUCUCACCUAACCUCGUGGUUUGACGACAUAUUUGUUGCUGUUAGGCUCGGUUUUCACCAAGAGCGGAACGGAGAAUACGGGACUAUUCCCACCUCUCGUUUCCACCGCUGCAACUCCUGUGUAGCCAGGAUCUACAGCUUGACCGCCAUAAAAACCCAACCAAUGAAGGUCAAGUUUGUCCCGGGGGAAAGUUAAACUGUCAUUGGACCCCCAACGAAAUUAAUCAGUAGAACAUUAAGGAGGAGUUCGACAUUUAAGGUUCGACUUCCCUCCAUUGCAAAGCGGAUGACAGGUGACAAACAAAGGCUUAAAAGGAAAAGUGUUUUCAAUAACCAAUCAGAUUUCAUUAUGUCUUCUCCGCUUCGCUUUAGUGGAAAUCGAGCCUAAAGCUGUAUAAAGUUAAUAUUUCUACUUAUUAUGAAAUAGGUACUUUCUUUCGUUAACCAAAACGGGAAAGAUCUUGGCUUGCAUCUCACCUGAUAGAAAGUGAUGAUCAGGCCGAAUUUUCAUACUAGGAAUGCGUCAUUAUUUCAUAUAGGAUUUUGGCAAAAUAAACAAUGUAUUACUAAAUUAUAAUAAAUUAUGAUUAUUAUAAAAUUUCCUUAUUAAAACCGACAUCAUUUUAAAGAGACUGUAGACAUGCAUUUUGUAUUAAAAAGUGAAUUACUUCUUAAUUAAUUUGUGUAAAUUAAGUUGAUUUAUAUUUCUCAAUGAACAAUCUUUGAAUUAAAAAUCUGUUUAUA
Messenger RNA from Ostrinia nubilalis (European corn borer), 3592 nucleotides. RefSeq names its product actin-related protein 2 (gene Arp2). Gene Ontology annotation, molecular function: actin filament binding. Gene Ontology annotation, biological process: Arp2/3 complex-mediated actin nucleation. NCBI's taxonomy places the organism in Eukaryota, Metazoa, Arthropoda, Insecta, Lepidoptera, Crambidae. Bases 103 to 1302 code for a protein of 399 amino acids. Gene Ontology annotation, cellular component: actin cortical patch; Arp2/3 protein complex. The transcript is spliced from 12 exons. The record is from RefSeq and is a predicted model, not a curated record.